This is a messenger RNA of Dendronephthya gigantea, 579 nucleotides long. RefSeq lists its product as uncharacterized. The coding region runs from base 1 to 579 and encodes 192 amino acids. The transcript has a single exon. Lineage: Eukaryota; Metazoa; Cnidaria; Anthozoa; Malacalcyonacea; Nephtheidae. The record is from RefSeq and is a predicted model, not a curated record.
AUGAUUGGUGGAGUUCAAUUGGACGGUGUACUAAUUGACUCGGGGGCAUCAUGUAAUUUGAUUGAUUAUGGAACAUGGAGUAAACUGAAGGAAAAUAACAUUGAGUGUCAGUCAACAAAAUCGGAGAAGAAGUUAUUCGCCUAUGGUCAGAAAGACCCCAUUGAAGUUGCUGGGACAUUUGUAUCUGAAAUUGUAUGUGAAGCUAGCGGUGAGAAAUGCACAGAUGAAUUCACGGUGAUAAAAGGUGCGGGGAAACCUUUACUUGGGAAGUGUACAGCGGAAAAGCUUAAAGUGUUGCAUGUGGGUCCUUUAUAUGAAGUGCAAGUUUGUUCGAUUGCAGCAGAAGGGAGUGAUAAAGAUAUCCAUAAAGAGUAUUCAGAUGUAUUUGAAGGAGUGGGAAAACUGAAGGAUUAUCAGUUAAAAUUGCACAUCAACAAGGAGGUGAAGCCAGUUGCACAAGGGGUUCGCAGACUUCCAUUUGGUUUACGAGACAAAGUGGACCAGAAAUUGGAUGAUCUACUGGCAAAAGAUAUUAUUGAGGAAGUACCGAACAGCCCGACAGAGUGGGUCUCACCCUGA